ACAACUUCGAGCAGGACGCAGCAGGGGCACUGCUUCGCGCGCAGACCCCUAAGGUCAUUCUGAAUGCCAAGUGUCCACCCGAGGACGUUUGCGUGACUAGUCUCAAGUGGAGCUGCCAAGAAGCGACUAAGGGGACGUUAGAGGGUACGCGAGCAGACCGGAAGUUGCGAGACAUGCUCGAGCGAUUCUACACUGCCCAGCAGUUAGUUAUCCGUUAUCAAACCUGGGCUUUGAGGAAACUAGAUGCUGGAUUGCGUUUGGCAUUACAAGACAGUCGUGGAGCAGAGGGCGUUCAUGCUGCUUCUGAAGAAAAGCUUUCUACAAUUCUUGAGUAUGCCACGGAGAUGAAAACUCUAGUCCCAGGACAAGCCCUGCCGGAUUCGUUGUCGCCUGGCACAAAAGCUGAAGUGGAGACGCGAGUUCGAAGGUUGACCACAAGGAGGUCAGAGAAGAAGACGAUGUCGGAAAAUAUGUCCAACAAGACCACCCCAGCCUCGAGCGCUAAGAGCAAACUUCAAGAACACACGUUGAACGCGAACAUCCUCAUGUCUCAGGACACUCCUCAGAAGCCGAAAGAGCAGAGAAAGCCCCCUCCAAAGAACAUCAAGUGCACUUUUUUCAGCGACCAGGAGGAGGACGAGCAGAAUGUUUCCAAGUGUGCGCUGCCGCUGCUGAGUCGUGAUGAAGACCACGUUGAAGUGCGUGGUGGUACUUCAUCUAGAGCAAAUGGUGGUGAAAAUGAGAACUCGACAACGGUAGGAGGUGACCCGACCACCUCUUUUGGAGUACUAGAUGUCGAUGGCUCAUCUGGUGAACGAGCGAGCGGUACUGCUACUGUCUCUCCACUGCGUCUCAGAAAGCUGCUUGAUGCUGCGCCUCCAGUUGCGAUAGAAAAGGC
This is a messenger RNA of Amoebophrya sp. A25, 898 nucleotides long. NCBI's taxonomy places the organism in Eukaryota, Dinophyceae, Syndiniales, Amoebophryaceae. The record is from the annotation of a GenBank genome assembly.